Ostreobium quekettii is the source of this 1188-nucleotide messenger RNA. The record is from the annotation of a GenBank genome assembly. Lineage: Eukaryota; Viridiplantae; Chlorophyta; Ulvophyceae; Bryopsidales; Ostreobiaceae.
AUGAGGUCGCUGGAGGCGGGGCCCGGCCCCUCCGCCGUCCUGCACCCGCAUCCUUGCCAAUGGUCUGGCAGAGUGCUGGUGGCGGGCGGCAUGGGGCGCAGAUGUCUGCGGCACAGGGCACGGCUGAGGGUGGAAGGGCGGGGACGACUCGGUCUUGAGGUGUUUGCACUUGAUGCUGCACUUCCAUUCGAUUACGAAAGUAGGAUGCAGGAGCAGCUGUCCCAACAAAGGAAGCUGAAGAUAGGAAUCGUCGGGUUUGGAAAGUUUGGCCAGUUCUUGGCAAAAAGGCUUGUACAGCAUGGGCACCAGGUCUUGGCGAUUUCACGGACUCCAUAUUUUGACGAGGCUGCAAAGCUUGGCAUCCAGUUCUUCACAGAUGCGGACGACUUCUGUGAAUGCCAUCCAGAUGUUGUCGUGGUGUCAACAUCUAUUAUAUCCCUCGAGUCUGUGCUCUUGUCCCUGCCAUUCCAAAGGUUGAAGAGGAGCACACUGGUUGUGGACGUCCUUUCUGUGAAGGUGUUCCCAAAGCAACUGUUUCUUAGGACCCUCCCCCCGGAACUGGACCUCCUGUGCACCCACCCGAUGUUCGGCCCUGACAGUGGCCAGGGCACGUGGGAGGGCCUGAACUUCAUGUUCGAAAGAGUUCGUAUCGGAGACAGCCCCGAAAGACAGCAGAGGGUGCAAGAAUUUCUCAAGAUUUUCGAGGUGGAGGGAUGCAACAUGAUAGAGAUGACGUGCGAAGAGCACGACAAGAAGGCAGCAAGCACACAAUUCAUAACCCACACCGUUGGCCGUGUGUUGGGGGCCAUGGACCUGGAGUCUACUAAUCUGGACACAAAGGGGUACCAGUCGCUCGUCAACCUCGUCAAUAACACGACCAAUGAUUCGUUUGACCUUUAUUAUGGCCUGUUCAUGUACAACCAGAAUGCUACAGAGGAGCUGGACAGACUGGAGCGUGCCUUCCAGGACGUGAAGACCCAGUUGUUCGACCAGCUGCACGGCGUCCUCCGCGAACAGCUGUUUCACUUGGGUGAUGAGGUGGCGCAAGAGCCAGCUAACACACAAACAGGUGCCUCACUUUCAGCCGGGCGUUUUGAGGCUGCCAGGCGGCACUCAGAAAAUAGCAAUGGCCAUGUUGACAGGGAAGGCGAAGCUUCGAAGAGUUCAGUAGAAGGAACGUCAACCUGA